GACAGAAUAAAGACCUAGUAGCUGGAGCCUUGGAAAAAAUACCAGAAGCCUAGCAGAAGGGAGAUGGAGCUCCAGCUCCAGGUCCCCCUUCCCAACCCCUCCCCCUGGGCUAUCUGAGAUGUAACCUUCUACCUGAAUACCACCUCCCUGGGGUCAGUCAUUAACUCUGGUCCAUAACUCCUGCCUGGUUCCAUCUCCUCCACCGACUCCCAGGAGACUGCCAUCUGUUCUCCCUGGACUUUCUGGGUCCUCAGGUCCCAAUGUCGGACACAGACAACUCAGCUGAGAUGCCCGCCCGGUGUCCAUCUCCUAACCCUGCUCCUGGUGCUAAGCAAGAACCACCGAACUCUGGGAUCACCAUUUCCCUCCUUGAAAUCGGAUCACUCCCCACUUUCUGCUACCACUCCUUCCCACCACCAAAGAAUAGUAUCUGUCCAGUAGAAAAAAGAGGGAGGGUACAGAAAUUUAGCAAUCUCUUAAAAGACGUUAAGGAUGUUCUUAAAAACAUAGCAGGCUUUGAAGAGAAGUCUACAGUUGGGGAGCCUUUUGAUGAUGAUGCCUAUAUUCCUGAAGACCUGUCAGAACUUAACGUCAGAGGUGUUGAGAAGAGAAAUAAAAUACGAUUUAAAGAUGAUCUAUUCAUUAAUUUCGACCCAGAGAGAGAACAGAACACAAUGAAGCAGGAGAUAUUAUUGAAAAACCAGAGUGCUAAGAACAUGGUACCAAAGUAUGCAAGAGAUCUGUGCAAUGCAGAAGAAAAGAGAGGCUAUGAUGGCGUGCAGGUGAGUGUGAGAAGACCACGGAAUGGAUCCCUUCACCUUCGUGGAGAGUACAGAAAACUCAGGAACAACAUGGAACAGUUACUGCAGGAAGCAGAUCACUGGAGUAAACAGCAUAACGAGCUCAGCGAACUAAUGAGGUCAUAUCAGGAAUGCCAGAAAGAAACCAGAGAAACUACUGACAAUGAUCGAGUCUGUUUGCAAAACCAAUCCAGCAAUGAACUAUCCACCAAGCAGAAGCUGGAGGAGCAGGUGAAGAAGCUGAGCCAUGACACCCACGCUCUGCAUUUGAUCGCAGCCCUGCUAGAGAAUGAAUGUCAGGUCCUACAACAGAGGGUAGAUAUCCUCAAGGAGUUCCAUCUCCACGAAGCGGGACCGGGGCAUGAGAAGCCUUUGCAGAUGUCCUGUGAGCAGGACAGGAAAUGUCCGAAAUUAGCGGAAGCAGACAAGACGGACGCUUUCAAGCAUACCACGAGGACAACGGAAGGCACGAUUAGAAAACCAAAGAUCCUCAGGAGCCCGGAUGUUUGCUUUACUAAGAAGGCUCGGAAUAACCGCUUCAAUGCCCGCGUUGCAAAGAAAUCUCUGGUGGGAAAAAGGAGAACUGUUAGCAGCUUUCGGUAGAAGCCGCCAGAAGCAGAUAACAACUUGAGCCAAAACUGUCAUCAACCCAGGGUAGAUCUUCCGAUUCCACCAAGGAGGAGGCAUAGGAUAAGAGGAACCUAUAUUAUCUCAGUAGUUAGAGAAGUUUGGGCCUUAAUAACCAUUGUAUGAUCGUUAACCAAGUGAAAUUUUGAAUAAAAACAAGAAUAUAAAA
Mus pahari (shrew mouse) is the source of this 1596-nucleotide messenger RNA. It is a transcript of the gene Spz1, whose product is annotated as spermatogenic leucine zipper 1. The record is from RefSeq and is a predicted model, not a curated record. Bases 261 to 1403 code for a protein of 380 amino acids. Gene Ontology annotation, cellular component: nucleus. Lineage: Eukaryota; Metazoa; Chordata; Mammalia; Rodentia; Muridae. Gene Ontology annotation, molecular function: DNA-binding transcription factor activity. The transcript has a single exon.